CUAUUACGAUACAAUAUCAAACAGUAGACGACGCGUUACGCGACCGCACCGCAGAUCACCGGUGACCGGCGGACGGACGAUCGCGUGCGUCGUGUAUGCGAGUCUCUCUCUCGAGUACCUACGCGUUUCGCGAUCGCAUGUGUCAGUGAUAGUGUAUGUGUGUGUGUGCCGCCGCGAAUUUGACGAGUGAACGUACCGCGUCGUAAGUUCACGCGCGCCAAAGUUUCACCCGACGCCCUUUGUGAUAAAUUUAACCGUUUUGUUUUUUUUCAUUCCUAUCCCCCCCCCCCAAUUCGAAGCGAUUUGUUUAUCCGUUUUCGCGGGUUGCGUCUUCCGAGUGCUAGCGAAAAAACACCGUCGAAUUUAUAACACACAUAUAUAUACACACCUAGACACUGGGACAUACCUAUACUUACGCGCGAACCGUCGCCCUCUGUGCGAAUAAUAUUCGUCUACUUCCACAUCGUCGCCGCAUAAUGAAAACUUCGCUCUAUCUGUCGUUAGUGGAAUGGAGAAUUUUGAAGAUUAGUUAAGUAUGCCAUCCUGAUGGUGAUCAAAGUAAUGGCUGAUAAAUGAAAGGCGAAUGGGGUGCACAUGGGUUGCGUGUCUAGUAGCAAAGACGUCUACAAAUAUCGUCAUAACACGAUUGAAAAAAAUAAUACUGUUACAUUGGACCGUCUUUUACAUGACCAAACAGCCAAUACAGAAUUAUGGGAUGCAGAACAUAGAGUGAACAAUAACGACAUAGCGAGUAGGAAUAGAUUACUAGAUACCUUGCAAGAAAUGUGGGACAACUGUUGUCGAAGGAGUGGAUCUGCAUCCGACUUGUCAAGGGACACAGUAGAUGCAUAUUCACCAAUAAACCGGAGUGAUUCACCACUAACGCAAACAACUGACAAUUUUAACAAUUUCAUGUUUGGUUGCUCAAAAUUUAUUCAAGAUCUACAUUCAAAUUAUUCAUUAAAAAAGAUACUAGUAGUAACAUCUAAAGAUGAUUCGGUGUGGCAAUCUAUUUCAACAACAGCCAAAAAUCUUGAAUGGACAGUGAAUCGUGUUACUAAUACGGAGGAAGCAUUGGAGUGUUUUCAUAAGGGUAACGGAGUACCAACAGUAGCAUUUGUUGAUUGCAGAUUUCAAAAUGACAAAGCUAUAGACGCAUAUCAAUUAGCAAGGUCGUUACGUUCGAUUAGAAAGAAUGCUCACGUUGUACUUGUCGCUUUAGUAAGGAAAAGCCUAGUGUUGAGAAACGAAAAAGACGUUACGUCCAUUUUAACCAGUGGAUUUAAUAAGAUAAUAGUAGAAACAUGCAACAAAAACGUAUGGAUCAAAGAAUUGCAGCAACUAGAAAAAGAAGAUGUAGCGAUGCGUUCAAUAUUAGCACAACAAGAUGCAGUUUUAGCUGCACUAGACAAAACCAAAGACCUCGUUAUCAUUACCGACCUCAAACACAACAUUCAAUACAUGAAUAAGUCGGGCUCGGUGAUUUUGGGAUAUGGCGCUGAAGACAUGAUUAACAAGCCACUGGCUAUUUUUCACCAGCUGGGUGAUAUUGACCAAAUUACCAAAAAACUAGAGAAAAACAUCGAAUGGGAUGGUAAAGUAUCGUGGAAGUGCAAAAGCGGCGAACACGUGUACCUUCAUUGCCGAGCUUCUCCUUUUCGACCGUUUGGAAAAGAAACAACAAAUUACAUCUACAUACAAGAAAGUAUUGUAGAUAUUCAUGGUUUUCCUAGAGGAAGUGUCCCAUCCAUUCGCAAAGGAUCAUAUGACCUCAAAUCUAUUAAUAGCGAUGGCGCACAAUCAGCUCGAAGACAAAGUUUGGCAAAAUUACAUAACUUGCCACUUGAAGCGCCAAUCACAAAAGUAAUUUCAUUGAUAUGUACAGCUCAAGAAAACUCAAACGACCAAGUCGUACAAAUUUUGGAUAAAGUUGUUGAUAUAUUACGUGUUACUGAAUUAUACUCAUCACAUUUAAAAACCGAAAAUAUCAAAUACGAUGAUCCCGUUACGUCAGAUCUAAUCGGAGCUCUUAUUACGCAAGGGCCUGUGCACGUGACGUCUACUCGAAGAAGCUCUAAUGAUUCAGCGACUGUUAAGAGUCAGCCUUACGGUUUGGGUGUUGCUAAAAUGAAUUUUAUGACAAGCGUAACUCCUCAAAUUAAAGAACUCUUAGACAUGUCUCUUUAUUGGGAUUUCAAUGUAUUUAAGCUCGAAGAACUUACUAUGAAAAGGCCUUUGGUACAUCUAGGAAUGAAUCUACUGACACACUUUGAAGUACAUAAAACAUUGGGUUGUGAUGAACGAACAUUGCACGCAUGGUUAACUGUGGUCGAAAGUCAUUAUCAUGCUAAAAAUACUUACCACAACUCCACACAUGCCGCCGAUGUUCUCCAAGCAACCGCCAUGUUUUUAGAAAAAGAUCGCAUAAAGAGGCUUUUGGAUCAAUUAGACGAAGCUUGCUGUCUGAUUGCAGCGAUCACACAUGACAUCGAUCAUCCCGGAAAAUCGAGCGCGUUUUUAUGUAAUUCUAAAAACGAUUUGGCCAUCCUGUACAACGACAUAAGCGUUUUGGAAUCUCACCAUGCCGCUUUAACGUUUAAACUUACUACCAAGGACGAACGAUUAAACAUUUUUAAAGGUCUGGAAAAAGACACUUACAAAGUGGUAAGACAGAACAUUAUCGACAUGAUAUUGGCCACUGAAAUGACGAAGCAUUUCGAACAUUUAGCUAAAUUCGUAAGCGUUUGUAACAAACCAUCGACACUCGACGAAGUACCCGUCGACGGAUUAACUCCUAGCGAAGUGAGUCCUGAGACUAUAAUGCCUACCAGUGCCGAAGAAGUAAAUCUAGUGAAGAGAAUGUUAAUUAAAUGCGCAGACGUAUCCAAUCCGACUAGACCAUUAAAAAUGUGCGUGGAAUGGGCUAAACGGAUUGCCGAGGAAUACUUUAAUCAAACUGAUGAAGAGAAACUUAAUCAUUUGCCAGUGGUUAUGCCAAUGUUUGACCGUGCGUCGUGCUCCAUACCAAAAUCGCAAAUCGGCUUUAUGGACUACAUUAUAAACGACAUGUUUGAGACGUGGGACUCAUUUAUAGACAUGCCCGAGAUGUUAUACUACAUGAGGAGCAAUUAUCAAUACUGGAAGGAUCUGGAAGAAAAAGGAACGAUCAGCUUUAACGACAUUUGUAAAAUGAUGACCACCACUUUGCCAAAGAUACCUGAGUCCGGUGGCAACCACUGAGGAAAACUAUGGUUACCGUUCUACAAAUUACAGUGCCCAUCGUUAUACUGAACAUAACGAUUGGCGGAUAAUAAUAUUUUAAAAUGAGUUGUCCUGUGAAUGUCUGAUAAGAAAUUUAUCCAACGAUUCUGUCGAUAUAACAUCGCGGAAAUAUUGUUUUAUAUGAAUAUUUAUUUUUCGUCUACACAGAACAUAAGAAAAAUGAAGUAACCGACGCAAUAUUUAUCUCUAUGUAUUAAAUAUACUUCUCUUUAACUAGUGUAUGCUAUUUUUAACUUGAGUAUACCUUCAAAUUAAUCAGAUUUUUUUAGUAUGAUUAUGAUUAUUGUUUAUCACUUUGAUAAAUUAUGUAAAUUAUACU
Molecule: messenger RNA, 3601 nt
Organism: Melanaphis sacchari
Lineage: Eukaryota; Metazoa; Arthropoda; Insecta; Hemiptera; Aphididae
Product: high affinity cAMP-specific and IBMX-insensitive 3',5'-cyclic phosphodiesterase 8-like
Exons: 20
Coding region: 595-3240 (881 amino acids)
Biological process (GO): positive regulation of ERK1 and ERK2 cascade; signal transduction
Molecular function (GO): 3',5'-cyclic-nucleotide phosphodiesterase activity
Source: RefSeq, a predicted model, not a curated record